This is a messenger RNA of Ochotona princeps (American pika), 2644 nucleotides long. RefSeq names its product eukaryotic translation initiation factor 3 subunit J (gene EIF3J). The transcript is spliced from 8 exons. The record is from RefSeq and is a predicted model, not a curated record. Gene Ontology annotation, cellular component: cytoplasm; eukaryotic translation initiation factor 3 complex. The coding region runs from base 157 to 930 and encodes 257 amino acids. Lineage: Eukaryota; Metazoa; Chordata; Mammalia; Lagomorpha; Ochotonidae. Gene Ontology annotation, molecular function: translation initiation factor activity.
CGGCGCCAGAAGAGGCGGGGCCUCGGCCCGGGCGCUCAGUCAGCCACGGUCCCAGCCUGCCCCGCGCGGGCCAGCGAGAGCGCAGCCCGUGACUCACCUCGGCCGCGCCAACUCCGCGCCAGCUCUGCCCUCACACACGCUCACACCCGGCCCGAGAUGGCGGCGGCGGCGGCGGCGGGGGACUCGGACUCCUGGGACGCGGACACGUUCUCCGUGGAAGACCCGGUGCGGAAGGUGGGGGGCGGCGGCACCGCCGGCGGGGACCGCUGGGAAGGCGAGGACGAAGAUGAAGACGUCAAGGAUAAUUGGGAUGACGAUGAAGAUGAAAAGAAAGAGGAAGCAGAAGUAAAACCAGAAAUAAAAAUUUCAGAGAAGAAAAAAAUAGCAGAAAAGAUAAAAGAAAAAGAACGGCAACAGAAGAAAAGGCAAGAAGAAAUUAAGAAGAGGUUAGAAGAACCUGAAGAACCCAAAGUGCUAACGCCAGAAGAACAACUAGCAGAUAAAUUGCGGCUAAAGAAAUUACAGGAAGAGUCAGACCUUGAAUUAGCAAAAGAAACUUUUGGUGUUAAUAAUACAGUUUAUGGAAUAGAUGCUAUGAACCCAUCUUCAAGAGACGAUUUCACAGAGUUUGGAAAGUUACUAAAAGAUAAAAUUACACAAUAUGAAAAGUCACUAUAUUAUGCCAGUUUUUUGGAAGCCUUAGUUCGAGAUUUGUGUAUUUCAUUGGAGAUCGAUGACUUGAAAAAGAUUACCAAUUCAUUGACUGUGCUUUGCAGUGAAAAACAAAAGCAAGAAAAGCAAAGCAAAGCCAAAAAGAAGAAGAAAGGUGUGGUUCCUGGAGGGGGAUUAAAGGCCACCAUGAAAGACGAUCUGGCAGAUUACGGUGGCUAUGACGGCGGGUAUGCACAAGACUAUGAAGACUUCAUGUGACGUUUUAUCCUCUUCUGCUGUCUUCUUUCUGUUGCCCACAAUCCCUUCUACAUGUAGCACAACUUCCUUUCCUUUCGGUUCUGCCAAAUGCUACAAUCAGAAGUACAGUAUCUUUUGUGCUGGUUAUUUAAUCCCUUGACACUUAGGUGCUAAUGUGCAAAUGAGGGGACUUGGAUCUUGUUGCCAAGGGGUUAAAAUUGGGAACUGAGUUGCUACUAAAUCAUAGUUUUAAAAACAAAAACCCACAACCAGAAUAAUGAUCGUCAUUGUUGCUAUCCGAUUCCAUAGCAGCAGUCACUAAAUUGGAAACAAGGGUUGCAACAUGACAAAGAGUUGUGUAGUAUUUACCAGCACCGUUCAGUAAUACAGCCUUAACCAUACCUCCUGGAACUACUUCAUAACUUGGCAAGAAAAGCAGUUUGCAGCAAGGGCAUGUGGUGUGCACCUAGUAUUAAAAUUGCAUUGUCUUAAGAUUGAGCGUGAGAAUAUUAAAAACACAUUGUGAAGACGACUGCUUAUCUCAGUGAAGAUACUGCGGCUGAAAGGCUCUUGUUUGAUCCUUAAAUGACCAAAACCCUCCAACUUUGAAGCUGAAGAAGGUAAACCUCUGCAUUACAAGCCGUGGGCUCCCUGGAGUGCAUAGACUGCCUGGCACAGGUAUCAGACUCUCACAGCUGGCGGGCUUCAGAUGAGGAGGGAGUGCUGCUUGUUUGUUUGUCUGAUGCAAAGGUCUCUGAGAAACUUCUAGGCUGCGAUGGAACAACUUUAUCAGGGUUUUGGCAUUUCCUUUUCUUUAUAAAACAUGCUCAGCAAACUGCACCAGUUAACUACAGUUUGGUAAAUUGUUAUGUUAACAAUUAUGACAUCUGCAAUGUUUUAUAAAGCAACUAAUUUAAUAAAAUCACUAUUGUGAGGACUUAAAAAUUUUGUGUUACCUCCCAAGAGAUACUUUUGGAAAAUACAGAAUACAGCUCUUGGGAUUGUUUGUGCUUCACUUAAGCUUAACAACAAGAAUGUUGUAGGUGCAGUUUCAGCUUUAAAUCUAAGAAUGGUUUGCCUGUCCUUCCUAGCCUCAUUGUCAGUUAACAAAGGUGGAGGGCUACAUUCCUCUUAUUUAUUUAGAGAAAUUAUUUUGUUGUAUAGUUACUAAGGCCUAAUUAAGUACCUAGAUAAACUAUUUAUUUGGGGUUAUAAAGCCUAUAAUUCAGGUUACUUGUAAGCAUAGAUUGGGGGCCUUUUAUUAUGAAAACUAUUUUCAUAAAAAUAGAAUUAAAAGACUUUGGUGCAGGAAAUACAUGUGAAAGUCAAAGUGGUUGUGGAAGGUGCAAAUUACAAAAAAAUUGCUUGGAUUUCAUUUUUUUGCACCAAAAUAACUAGUUUUCAGGAACUUCUUGAAGCUUCUCCAAAGUGAUUAAAGCUAAUCUGUGGUUAGGGGGUGCCCCCCGCCCCCAAAAUUUUGUAAUUUAUCUUACAUAAGAAAUAGGGACCUUAAGUUGGAAACAUCACUAUCUAAAUAAUUUGAGGAAUUUUUACAGAAAGUGAUUACACACAGGAGUUAGUAAGUACUGUUUUAAGGCAGACAAGGGCUGAGAUUUCCUUAAUAGUAAUGACAUACACUGAAUUAAAAUCUGUUUUAUUAUAGAAAGUUUCUAAUGAAAAUGUAUCACCUGUUCCUUAACUCUGUAAAUAAUAUUAAAUUUCUUUGAAACUGGAG